AGUCACCCUCCGGUUGCCAGUCCGCUUCAGUCAGCCAUGGCGGAGGUGGACAUGGCGGCAACACAGGAGGAACAGCCGGAGCAGCUGGAACAGUCCGAAGAUCACACCAUCCAACUGAAGGUGCAUGGGGGCGGAGGCCUCACGGCGACAAUGGUCCCGGAGGGUCUCGAAGGUCUUGACACCCAUGUCUUGGAUGCGACGGUCAGAGCAAGGCUUUCGCCGGAGGAGCGCUUGGCUCGCGAAGUCGCACGCCGCCGCCAGUUGGAGCUGGAGCGUCGACAACGCAUCUUCAACUCCAAGCGUCGACUGAUUGGCAUCGAUCAGCAGACCUUAGAUGCACAAGUUGCUGAGCGUCAGCGGCUGAAAGAGGAGCAACAGCGGCAAGAUGUCGCCGAAGAUCGGGCGAUGUUGGCGCUGGACAAACAGCUCAAGCUGCAUGAGGCUGAGAAGAAGCAGAUGAUUUUUGAGCUGGAGAAAGAAUGCAGGGAGUUCAGCUCCAAGAAUCUCAGCAAAGAACAGAGCGACACCUAUGAUCUCAACGAUCCACUGCGGGUUCGAAAGGCAGAGCCCAUGCGCCGUGGCGAUGCUGACCCGCGGUGUGGCACCUCCAGCAUGCUGAAGUUUGGCGGUGAGGACCUCAUGAAACCGGAGCGCAAGCGACAGCAACAUAAGCAACAGGUGAUGUUCAUAGAGCAGCAGAAGUUUGAGAAGGAGAUGCUCAUUGAAGAGAAUGGAGACAAGAAGUACAUCCAAGAGACAGCGGAAAUGAUUGCACUCCGUGAUGAGAUGGAGGCAAAUGAACAAAAACUGCGCAAGGAGUUGCAGCAAUCACAGCAGGCAGUGAACUUAGAAGCUGCCGCCCAGCGAGCCAAGCAGCAGCAGGACCUUCUGGAGCGAGAGGCAUUGCUAGAUGCAGCAGAGCUUUAUCAUCAUGGGAAUGAUCCCUUCCUCAAUGAGCACACCGACAGCUUGAAUCCAAAUGGCCGCGUGCGAAGAGCGGAAUUCAAAGGUUCAACAAGAAAUGAACGCUUGGAGGGGCGGCGAGUCCUGGAACAGCAAGCAGAAGAGCAGAAUGUGAGGAAGUAUCAUGAGCAGGCGCAGGACUUCCGCUUCCAGAUGCUGCAAGAGGCUGCGCGCAGGCAGCUGAUCUUGCAAGAGCGGGACAAGUCAAGGAGUCGCCGCGCAAUGGCAGAGGCUGUCGCCAAGGAGAAUUUGCAGCUCAAGGCGGAGAAGAUUGAGCAAACAAAGAAGCUCCACGAGCUCUACACCAACAAGUUUUCAGAUGACUUCUGGGCGCAGUUUGGGACAACUACCCGCUAGGAUGUGUUCCAGUUGCAAAAUGGCAAGGGCAAGUUCAGUGGUGGCUUCAUGUAAAAGACAUCAGCACAAACCCUUUUGUGAUCAGCGAAUCGCUUGCUUGGAGCCUUCAGCCCUGUGAUGAUUUGCAUUGCAGAUUGUCACUGUCUCACCACAGCACUUUCACAGACUUUCACCAUGGCCACUC
Molecule: messenger RNA, 1504 nt
Organism: Durusdinium trenchii
Lineage: Eukaryota; Dinophyceae; Suessiales; Symbiodiniaceae
Source: the annotation of a GenBank genome assembly